AUGGCGUCAGAAGAAGAAUUGAUCAACUUGUUUAGCAAGGUUGGGUUCAAUGAUAAGAAAUCUAAAGAAGUUUGUAAAAAUAAGAAGGUUUCCCAAUCGUUAGCAGAAAUCAUCAAUGAGGCAAAGGUUGAAGAAGCAGAUGAAAAGAAACUCUCAUUAUUGCAUGCUUUAGCUGUUGAAAGUAAAGGAGGAGAUGUUCCUAGACGUGAAUUAAUUACGAAGGCUAUUAUUGAUGGCAGAUUAAAGACUAACUUACAAGUAACCGAAGCAUUUAAAUAUGUCAAGGAAAACCCAGAAACUGCCAACAACGAAACCAUGGAAGAGAAAUCAGGAGUCGGUAUUGAACUCAGUGAUUCUGACGUUGAGAAGGAAAUCAAGAAGUAUAUGGAUGCUCAUAAAUCGGAUAUUGAGACUAAAAGAUACUCGAUUGUUCCAAGUUUAUUAGGUGACAUCAAAAAGGUACCAGAAUUGAAAUGGGCCAAGCCAAACUUAUUCAAGCCAAUUAUCGAUAAAUUGGUCUUGGAAAUGAUUGGACCAAAGGACGAAAGAGAUGUCGUUAAGAAGGAAAAGAAGAAGCUGGCUAAAAAGCAAGUUGAAACCAAGAAGGAACCACAGGUUGAGAGAUCGAUGUUCUCGGAAGGGUUUUUGGGUGAUUUGCACAAGCCGGGUGAAAAUCCACAAAAAUAUCCUGAAUUGAUGAAGGAACAUUUAGCAUAUACCAAGGGCAAGGUAUUCACCAGAUUUCCACCUGAGCCAAAUGGAUAUUUGCACAUUGGACAUUCGAAGGCAAUCAUGGUUAAUUUUGGAUAUGCUAAGUACAAUAAUGGUAACUGUUACUUAAGAUUUGAUGACACCAACCCUGAAGCAGAGGAGGAAGUUUAUUUCAAAUCAAUUGAAAAAAUGAUUGACUGGUUAGGAUACGAGCCGUGGAAAGUUACUCAUUCGUCUGACUAUUUUGAUGAGCUAUACGAAUUAGCAGAGAAAUUAAUCAGCUUAGGUAAAGGAUAUGUUUGUCACUGUACUGCUGAAGAAGUUAAGGCCCAAAGAGGGUUGAAGGAAGAUGGUACCUUAGGAGGAGAAAGGUUUGCAUGUAAGCAUCGCUCUAGAAGCGUUGAUGAUAAUAUGACCGAAUUCCGUAAGAUGAAGAAUGGUGAAUACAAGAGUGGAGAGGCCACCUUGAGAAUGAAGCAAGACUUGGAGUCACCAUCUCCACAAAUGUGGGAUCUUGUGGCGUACAGAGUUUUGAACAAACCGCAUCAUAGAACCGGGGACAAAUGGAAGAUCUACCCGACCUAUGACUUCACGCACUGUCUUGUUGAUUCGUUUGAAAAUAUUAGUCAUUCAUUAUGUACUACUGAAUUUAGACUUUCUAGAGAGUCUUACGAAUGGUUGUGUGACGAGUUGCAUGUUUACAGACCAGCACAAAGAGAGUACGGUAGAUUAAAUAUCACCGGUACAAUUUUGAGUAAGAGAAAGAUUGCCAAAUUAGUCAAUGAGGGUAUUGUUAGAGGAUGGGACGAUCCUAGAUUAUACACAUUAGAAGCUAUCCGUCGUCGUGGUGUUCCACCUGGAGCGAUUUUAAGUUUCAUUAACACGUUAGGAGUCACCACAUCAACUACUAAUAUUCAAGCGGUGAGACUUGACAGUGCUAUCAGAGCAUUUUUGGACCAAACUACCCCAAGAUUGAUGAUGAUUCUUGACCCUGUCGAAGUCGAGGUUGAGAACGUACCAGAAGGAUACGAAGAAUUGGUCGAAGUUCCAUACAAACCGGGUGACAUUGUCAAGUUCGGAACAAGAAAGGUUCCAUUCACCAAACGUUUCUAUAUUGAUAGAUCUGACUACAGAGAUACUAUUUCUGAUGACUACUUCAGAUUAGCUCCUGGUCAACCAGUUGGGUUAAUUAAGGUGCCUUUCAACGUUUCUGUCAAAGACGUGGUCAAAGAUGAUGCCGGUAAGGUGACAAAGAUCAUCGCACAUUACGACAAUGACGUUACGUUCAAGAAACCUAAGACUUACAUUCAAUGGAUUCCAAAAACAAACGCUUCACCAAUCAAGAUUAGCGAAGUUAGAAUCCAAAACCAAUUGUUCAACAGCGAAAACCCAUCGGCCCAUCCUGACGGAUUCUUAAACGAUCUUAACGAGCACCUGGAAGAGAUCUAUCACGAUGCGAUCGUUGAGUCGGCUUUCACCGAAAUCAAGGAGAAGUCCCCAUUGAACAUUCCUAUUGAAGGCAGCGAGUUCAACAUCAAAGAAAAGCCAAGUGUCGAAACGGUAAGGUUCCAAGCAUUGAGAGUAGGAUACUUCUGUAUGGACAAGGACUCAACUGCGGAGAAAUUGAUCUUGAACCGUAUUGUGACUUUGAAGGAAGACUCGUCGAAGAACUGA
Molecule: messenger RNA, 2385 nt
Organism: Debaryomyces fabryi
Lineage: Eukaryota; Fungi; Ascomycota; Pichiomycetes; Serinales; Debaryomycetaceae
Gene: GLN4
Product: glutamine--tRNA ligase
Exons: 1
Coding region: 1-2385 (794 amino acids)
Biological process (GO): glutaminyl-tRNA aminoacylation; translation
Cellular component (GO): cytosol; cytoplasm
Molecular function (GO): ATP binding; glutamine-tRNA ligase activity
Source: RefSeq, a predicted model, not a curated record